Staurois parvus is the source of this 397-nucleotide messenger RNA. Lineage: Eukaryota; Metazoa; Chordata; Amphibia; Anura; Ranidae. The record is from the annotation of a GenBank genome assembly.
GGAAUAUUGACCUCUCUCAUAGUUGGUAUCUAUGUGUUUCUUCCAGGAAGAUGGGAUUCUCCACAAUCCUCGCUCUGUUGGUCACUGUUCUCAUCACCCUCCACUUUAUUAUAUCAUGGUGGAAACAGCACAUACGGUACAGGUCACUGCCCCCCGGACCCACCCCACUGCCUUUCCUGGGCAACCCGAAGUAUAUGGAUCUGCGAACUGCUGAUAAAAAUUACACCUUGGCUCAGCCAAAAGUACGGCUCGGUGUUCACCAUCUGGAAACUGACGGAGCCGGUGGUGGUCCUCUGUGGUUAUGAGACGGUGAAGGACGCACUGCUGACCCACGCCGAGGAGUUCAGUGCCCGCCCAUUUAUACCCACACUGCACAUCCCCACCAAAGGAUACAGUA